GCUCUGCGCAAACGGAAGGAGGAGCUCUGCGUGGAUCGUGACGCGCUGUGACGUCAUGUAGGACGCUCUAUGCUUCGCGGCAGCAGGCGGAGAGAGGAGAGGAGAGGGCAUUAGAACGGCAAAAUUAAGUCAUAAAUCUGGAAAGAAAAAUACAAUACACGACAUAGCAUAUCGGUCUAACAAAGAAAUGAACAAGAUAAUUUAAAGAAAGAAAAAUGACCAACCGAAGCGCCAGACUCCGAUCUGAAUCCCUCCUCUCUCGCGCUAUUAGCCUAAAUAAAUAGUCUAAUAAUUCAUACUGUACCCUCUCCUUAUUGAUUUAUUAUCCUCAUAAAUAAAUACGGGAAUAUAUAGUCGUUGCUUAGCCUAACAUUUCCGAACCUAUAGCUUAUUUGUACAUAAAUAAAUGGGUGGUUACGGGCUCGGCUUGUUACAUACGGCUAAUAUUAACAACGGCUCUGCGGUCUUUAGUGGAGGCGUUUUCAGGUCGUACACGAGUCCCACUUCGGCUACGAGCCCGAGAUUCUCCGGUUCUUGCGAGCGGUUUAUCGGUGUCCUCCUUAUUCUUACCAGCCGCUGCCCAUCCACAAAACAUGCAGGAUGAGCUCGUCGCAGGGGUGAAAAUCGCACAGCGACCUCCGUCAACCGAGAAAAACAACAGCAACAGCGCAGCAAACGGAACCGGACAACAGCAACCAGGCAACAACAACAACCGCAACCACAACAACAGCAGCCCCGAUUUCAGCGACCAGCUGCGCCCGAACGUCCUGGAGUACAACCAGCUCAGUCGCAGACAGCAGCAACAGUUGUCCGAUUUCAGGGCGAGUGUAAAUCACGAGAAAUUCGGUCAGACGCAGCAGAUCCGUGACCUUCAGCAAGGGCUGAACAGACAGGCGCAGAUCAGCCCGCAGCAGGCAGAAUUCAGCAGCGCGCCGUCACCGCAAGGAGAGCACGAUCACCUGACACACAAGCGGCAUUACGCUCCCCUCGGCCACCAGCACCACGGUACCCCCGAAUUCGACCGCAGCCUGGGCGCCAGUCCCGCUCCGAUCAGCGCCGCGUCGGUGGAGCAGGCGGACGCCAAUGCGGUGGCGGCUGCCCCGCCGUCGCAGUCUUCCGUGAAUCCAAACAAGAUUAGAAUUGAGAUGGACUCCCCCACCGCCCACCUCAUCAACACCGGCAAUGGCAGCAGCACCGCUAGCAUGCUGCCAGGGGGUCUCGGUGCUGGCUUCACCGCUAUUCAGAACCAGGAGAUGCAGAGCCCACACCAGAACCCGAGCGGCUGCUCGUCCCCGACCCUACCCGUGUUCGGAACGCCGUGGUCCGUUCAAACCAGCUCCCCGCCGCCGCCGGCCGCCAGCUCCACAGACCCCCUGAGCCAUGUCCACAGCACCGACACUGACAACGGCUUCUACCCCGGGAUCCCGUCCUCGAUCAACCCAGCCUUUUUCCAGAGCUUUUCGCCGGUGUCGGCUACCUCUUGCGCAGGGGUUAAUGUGCACGGAUUCGGGAGCCAUUUCUCCCACCAGAUCGGCGUGCCCCCGCCGCAGCAGCCGAGCCGCCGGGCCCCCGGCAGCCCCCAGCAGCACCAGGGCCCCUUUCUCCAGCAGCGGAAUAACUACAACCACCAUCAGCCGGUGAUGAAGCAGUCUCCAUGGAGCAGUCACCAGGGGGGGUGGAGCUCGGGGGGGGUGCAGUGGGGAGGGGUCCAUGGGCGGGAUCAUCGGCGUGGGGGCCCCAUGGGGGUGCCUGGGGGGCCCCUCAGCCAGAUCUCUCCCAUGAGGAAGCCCUUCUCCAGCAACGUCAUCGCCCCUCCAAAAUUCCCCCGCUCGGCCGGCUCCAUGGGGCCCAAGUCCUGGGUGGAGGAGAACCUGUUCCGCACUGACAACAACAGCAACACACUGCUGCCCCUGCAGGACCGCUCCAGGAUGCACGACACUCUGAACAUGCGCUCUCUGGAGAGCUCUCUGAUCGACAUCAUGCGAGCAGAGCAGGAUCCAAUGAAGGGGCGCAUGGGAAACCCGCACCCUGGAACAGACAGCCUGCUCAUGCUAAAUGCCAGGAGUUAUGGGAGACGUCGAGGUCGCUCCUCCCUCUUCCCCAUUGACGAUGGUCUCCUUGACGAUGGCCAUGGUAACCAGAACGGCGAGCGCUUGGAGAGAUUCUCCCGCAAGGUCUUCGUCGGGGGCCUUCCUCCGGAUAUCGAUGAAGAUGAGAUCACCACCAGUUUCCGGCGGUUUGGUCAGCUGGUGGUGGACUGGCCCCACAAGGCCGAGAGCAAGUCCUACUUCCCCCCGAAAGGCUACGCCUUCCUGCUGUUCCAGGAGGAGAGUUCUGUGCAGGCCCUGAUCGAGGCCUGUCUGGAGGAGGACGGCAAGCUGUACCUGUGUGUGUCCAGCCCCACCAUCAAGGACAAACCGGUACAGAUCAGGCCCUGGAACCUGACUGACAGCGACUUUGUGAUGGACGGCUCCCAGCCCCUCGACCCCCGCAAGACCAUCUUUGUGGGAGGAGUCCCGCGGCCCCUCCGAGCAGUGGAGCUGGCGAUGAUCAUGGACAGGCUGUAUGGGGGCGUGUGCUAUGCUGGGAUCGACACCGACCCGGAGCUGAAGUACCCGAAGGGGGCGGGGCGAGUGGCCUUCUCCAAUCAGCAGAGCUACAUCGCCGCCAUCAGCGCCCGAUUCGUCCAGCUGCAACACGGGGACAUUGACAAGCGGGUGGAGGUGAAGCCCUACGUGCUGGACGACCAGCUGUGUGAUGAGUGCCAGGGGGCGCGCUGCGGGGGGAAGUUUGCGCCCUUCUUCUGCGCCAACGUCACCUGCCUGCAGUACUACUGUGAGUUCUGCUGGGCCGCCAUCCACUCGCGCGCCGGCCGGGAGUUCCACAAGCCGCUGGUGAAGGAGGGCGCUGACCGGCCGCGGCACGUGCACUUCCGCUGGAACUGA
This is a messenger RNA of Conger conger (European conger), 2945 nucleotides long. RefSeq names its product cytoplasmic polyadenylation element binding protein 2 (gene cpeb2). Lineage: Eukaryota; Metazoa; Chordata; Actinopteri; Anguilliformes; Congridae. The transcript has 11 exons. Gene Ontology annotation, molecular function: mRNA regulatory element binding translation repressor activity; ribosome binding; translation factor activity, RNA binding. Gene Ontology annotation, cellular component: synapse; nucleus; cytoplasm. Bases 594 to 2945 code for a protein of 783 amino acids. Gene Ontology annotation, biological process: negative regulation of cytoplasmic translation. The record is from RefSeq and is a predicted model, not a curated record.